Molecule: messenger RNA, 3768 nt
Organism: Xenopus tropicalis (tropical clawed frog)
Lineage: Eukaryota; Metazoa; Chordata; Amphibia; Anura; Pipidae
Gene: vax2
Product: ventral anterior homeobox 2
Exons: 4
Coding region: 1023-1922 (299 amino acids)
Biological process (GO): regulation of DNA-templated transcription; regulation of transcription by RNA polymerase II; animal gross anatomical part developmental process
Cellular component (GO): nucleus
Molecular function (GO): DNA-binding transcription factor activity, RNA polymerase II-specific; DNA binding
Source: RefSeq, a predicted model, not a curated record
CUCUUUUCUUAUUUUCCUCCUUAAUUUCUUCAGCUUCUUUUGACAUGUUAAUUGUGUUCAAUUAACAAAUUUUGCUAGUUUCCUUUCCUUAGACCCCAGUGGAAGUCAGACAAGCAUAUCCAAUUAACAGGCUUGUUCAUUUAAACCUUUUGUGCGUUUCAAACCUCUGCGGCUAAAGAUACUUUAAAAUAGUCACAAGAUGUGACAAGACAUAAGGAUUAGUACUUUUUUGGGGGGGAUUUCGUACUUCUUCCAACCCACAAAUUAUUUGCUGUUAUUGGCUGAGAGAGUUCUCAGAUUCCUGUGCCAUUCAGUUCCCAGUCAGGCUUUACCAUAGGUUACACUUUCUCGUCCCGGUGACAGUAACUGAAGAGGAAGGAAAUAAUAAACAAGCGUCACUCUUAAAUAAGGCAAUCAUAUUUGAAAGUCCAACCUGUCAGGGAAAAUGCAAAGAAGGAUUUUUUUCCUGAGCAAGAUGAUGAACUGUUGGGUCCCGGAGCGUACGGAACAGACUUCGGAACACUAACUCGUUCUUAAAUAUAUUUCAAAGACUUGAGAAGUUUUUGGACAGCGGUGAUAUUACAACUGUCCGAGUCUGACCUCGUAAGAAAAAAAUAUUCCCAGGAACUUACAUACAAUUUUUCCCUUUCUUACUUGACUGGACACAAAAAAAGCGGGUCUGCACCUCCGGUACUAAAGAGUAUCAGAAUUACUUAUUUUAAACACAUUAUACGCCUUAAUUUGGCACAUUGAUUCUAAGAUUCAUGCCUUUUUUAUUUUGGAUUUUUGGCCACUGAGCAGUCUGUCAAUGUACAAAGAAGACAUAAGUUGCCGAAGUGAACCUGUGCUUGUAUAGACUUGCUACCAUGGCAAGACCUUUAGUGGAAUAUUUGUGUGGAACCUCUGAUGCCCUACAUGCAUUUGGCUGCUGACUUCUGCCUGCGUGAAUUGUGUUUUUUUUUUUUUUCUGGAAGUGUUAUUGGCAGGAGGGGGCAGCUUAAGGGUUAGUAGGGGUUCUCUUGAUGUUUGAUCAAGCUACUAGUAUGGGCGAUGGAGUGUCCGAGGAGAGAAGCCCUCUGUGUGGCAAAUCAGCCACAGAACGAGUCAGAGACAAGGGAACAAGGGCUGAUCUGGAGUGCUCCUUGCGAGGCCACAGUCUAAAGGAGAUUCCUGUGACCUCCACCUCCAGCCCCGGCUCGUCCAAGGAAGAGGGUCAGGACAGCCAGUCCACAGGAGAAGCUGAUUACUGUCGACGGAUCCUGGUUAGAGAUGCCAAAGGGACGAUUAGGGAGAUUGUUCUCCCAAAGGGCUUGGAUCUGGAUCGGCCCAAACGUACCAGAACGUCCUUCACAGCUGAACAGCUUUACCGCCUGGAGCUGGAAUUCCAGAGGUGCCAGUAUGUUGUUGGCAGAGAGAGGACAGAGCUGGCCAGGCAACUCAAUCUGUCGGAAACCCAGGUCAAGGUUUGGUUCCAGAACAGAAGAACGAAACAGAAGAAAGAUCAGAGCAGGGACUCUGAGAAACGUUCCUCUUCCACUUCCGAAUCCUUCGCUACUUGCAAUAUUUUGCGAUUGUUGGAACAGGGUAGACUUUUGUCGGUCCCGGCCCCACCGAAUCUGAUCUCCUCUAGUCAAAACAACAUGGGCACUUCAUCUGGCAACGGAGUCAGCCUGGGGACAUCGGGAAGCACUUCACCAGUCAUCAGUACUACACCUCCUGGAGUAGGAGCUUUCAGCCUCCAGGUUCCAUCUUUAGCAGCCUCAUCUUCUCCAAGGUUACCGACCCCACUUUGUUUUCCCGGUCCCCUAUUGGGAGGUCUGCAUGAAAUACCCUCAGGGUAUGGACUGGGGAGCUCUGCUUUUGAGCCUUACACACGUCUGGAUAGGAAAGACACUGCUGCAGGCAAGAAGCCAACUUCUUAAAAACAUGACUGAAUGGAAGGUGUCUGUCUAAGUCGGAAGUGUUGGCUUCCCGGCACCCUGCGCUCAGUGACUGGUGGGAAGUGGGAAUUGUCAAAAACUGUUUACCAAAAUGUGUCUAGUGGUGUGUGUGUUUGUUUCACGGUUGUAACAUAAUCUGAUAUAUAUGGAGGUUCAUUACUGGGCACGAAGAGGCUCUUGAAGCUCAACCAGAUGGAAGCACAAAUAUCAUCUCCAGCCAAGUGAUCCUUAAGGGGAAUCUAUCAUUACAUGAAUUCUAGCAUCUUAUUUCCUUCUAAGCACAGCCUUACGGUUCCUUUGUAGGACACCCUUGUAGCAGAAUAUAGACCUUGUGGUCCUCAACUGUUACACCAUUAAGGUUUCCAUUAAACAAUAUACAGGUAAUAGAAGGUUCUAGAUGGAAUUAGAGAAUUCAGCGCUCCAAUAAACUAUUACUCUCAAAUAUAUCUCUGCAAUUCCGUAUUAGUUUGAUAGAUUCCCUUUAAUCAUUCAUACAACAUUGCCAUUAUAGUUAUGGGACCAUAUUACAAGGCGGGCUAAUGUAAUGGCCAAGAUUAUUGGUAGAUAAGUGUUUAAAAAAAAAUGAUGAAAAUGCAUUAUUUAUUUCAGAUUUACAGCUUGCCAAAUGUGUCUAAUAUUGUUGGUGGGAGGGGGCGGGGCAAUGGAAUAAAGGGGCAGUUCACGUUUUGUAAAAAUGUUUCAAUACGACGCAAUCAUGGCCACAGUAGAACGAUUCAUGUGUUUUUGGUUUCCAGUUCUACAGUCUGGUGUUUCAGCUGGCAUCUAGUUGCCAGGCACCUGAAGAGUAGCAACUGGGCAGAGAUUGGAAUACCAGAGUGGAGGAUGACCUAAACAUAAAGAUAUGUCAUGGAAAAAUAAUAGCAAUAAAACUGUAGGACUGCAAUUAGUUUUCUGGUCAAGUUGACAGGCACCAAAAAGAAAAGGGAGGAACCAACUGCUACUGGGUCGGAAUACAAAACCACGGGCCCUAGUGGUCCCCUCUAUGGUAUAAUGCCCAUCAGUUCAUUAUUACUUAUUCCCAAAAGCCAUGGUAGCCCCGGAGGUCAAGUUCUCUGUUGGGCUUUAGAAUGUCCAGCCAACACGGAAUUGCUAAGAUACCUUUCAACGCUUCUACCAAGUGAUAGGGUAGUCAUUCCACUGACUUGGUAAAAAAACAAGGCAAUAGGGUUGUCUAAAAAAAUCUUAAUUAUCCCCCUGAUCCUAAAUGAAAGCAGCAAGCCCCUCCCACCUACGUGUAACAUUAAUGUAGCAUUAUUGGGAUCACUGAUAUGGAGUCUCUCUAGAACCAUUGAGACAAGAGAGAGAUCCUUCUGGGCUUCCUCUCAGUAUUUAAUUAGCCCGGGACGAUGCAUUUGAUUGCCAAGGUCGUUAUAGUUCUAACUAAAAUAAAUCUACAAAUGCACUAGCCUGGCGACCAGACCCCCCUGUACGUCGGAAAAUGUUUUUCUGUUGUAAAGUUCUUUGCAAUGUAAUGACGAUGAAUAGUCUAUUGGAAUCAAAUAUAUACAGAUUUACUUUACUAAUAAUAUUUUCUUACACUAGUGUUUGUGAUGUGUGCCGCUCAGUCAGUGCUAUGAGCCGGAAACAAACAAAAAAAAAGAAGUCUUGACCUGAAGAGCUUUUAAUAUUGGGGGUGGGGUGCAAGGAUAUGAUGUAACUUGACUCAAGAACCAAUGGUAAUGCAAUAUGUGGUCAGCUGACAAGCGUUGGGAUUCCAAGGCUACGAGACUGGCCAACGGGCAUUCUACUAUGUAUGUUGUUUGACAAAAAUCCACCGCACAAGUAAAUGUCUUAAAUUUUCAACUGA